This is a messenger RNA of Strigops habroptila (Kakapo), 1672 nucleotides long. RefSeq names its product 14 kDa phosphohistidine phosphatase. Gene Ontology annotation, biological process: peptidyl-histidine dephosphorylation. The coding region runs from base 261 to 608 and encodes 115 amino acids. The record is from RefSeq and is a predicted model, not a curated record. The transcript has 3 exons. Gene Ontology annotation, molecular function: protein histidine phosphatase activity. NCBI's taxonomy places the organism in Eukaryota, Metazoa, Chordata, Aves, Psittaciformes, Psittacidae. Gene Ontology annotation, cellular component: cytosol.
GCUCUGGGACCCGAGGGUAGGCGGCACGGCGGCUGAAGACAAAGGUUCCUCUAAAGCCUGGGUGGGCAACUGGAAGGAGUAACGCCGGCCUAUCCCCGUGCGCCCUGCCGCAGCCUGUGACGAGAGGGCGGCCGGGCCACGCCGACCCACGGCCUCGCCCGCCUGCUCCCGGCUCCCGCUCGCCUCACGAGGACCCACCGAGCGGCGGCCCCGCCCCCGGCGCGCGCGGCGCCUGCCCGCCGGGGGUUGGCGGCGCCGCCAUGGCCGCCGUGCGGGACGUAGAGAUCGACCCCGAGGGCACGUUCAAGUACAUCCUAGUCCGGCUGCAGCGCCCGGGCGGCGGGGAGCGGCGAGACAUCGUCCGCGGCACCAAGGCAGCCGAGUUCCACAAUCAUAUAUUUGAAAAAGUAAAUCCUGAGAUGGAAAAGCUGGGAUAUGAGUGCAAGUGCCUUGGAGGAGGGAAAAUCGAUCAUAAUAGCAAAGACAAGAAAAUUAGGGUAUUUGGGCUCUCCACAGGCUAUGGAAAAGCAGAUCAUUCAGCGACUGUGGAGAUACUGAAAAAAGCGUAUCCAGAUUAUGAAAUUACAUGGUCAGAUGACACGAAAUAAAUUGGCUAUUUAUGAACACAACAAAACCUGGUAACUCUACGAGCUGUACUUAAAUAAAUAAAAUCAAAUGUCUUCUAUGUGUGUUACCAUAAAUCUGGAGUAGCUGGAAUCUGCUGUGAUUUAUAAUAAGGUUAGUAAUCCCCAAAUAUAUCUUACUUUUCAGAUCAUUCUUUUGUGCAGAAUCUGCAGUUCUAAGCCUUUUUCCUCUCCUUUUGACAUGCCAUCUAAUUAAACACUCCCACAGCAUCUUACCUCCCGUUUGUUUUAUCCAAUGCUGUCUAACUGAUAUAUUGUAGGAUACACCAGGAUUUUGCCAUCAACUUAACACACCACAGGACCAAACCUGUUCCAUUUUUUUUGACCACAGUGUUUUCCGUUUCCUUUAUUGUCUAUUGCUCUUUGGGCUUUUCAAAUUCCUUUAUCCACAUUUACAAAAGUCAGGGGAGGAAGGGGGGGGAGGGGGUGACUAUUACAGGUCUUCAUCAAUGAUCUAAAGCUUUGAUUUACUCCAUGGUUUUGAAAAUUCAGUAUUUGUGUUCCACGCAAGUAAUGAUUGAGAUCUUUUGUGUUCGUGUAAGAUCCUCACCUAGAGCAGACUGAUGGCAAUGUCAAAUUCUGACAAUAUUGAUUCCUCUGUACUUUUAUUCCCUGUGAGUAUGAUACUUUUUUCUUUUAUAGAAAUAAUUAUCUUACAGUUAAUUACCUUCCUGCAAGAGCCAGCACACCUAGGCAGUGUCUGAAUUAACUUACUGCAUGUGUCAUGGCAGGACUUUGCUCUUCAUAUGUUGUGAAGCUACUUGCUACAAUUUUCGCUUUUUUUGUUUUCUGCCAGUCUUCUUUUAAUGCUGUUGUAGAUUUCAGGGAAUAUGCUUUGUUUUUAUGCUUAUAUUGUUGACUUGCAGUCUUUAAGAAGUAUUUCUAUCUAAAUCCCAGUUCUUCCCUUUGUUGUUUCCUACUGCACUCAUCUACCCGUGUCUAGUGGUAUAGAGUGACUUUUCAAUGUUCAUGUGACUCUUAAAGUACAAACUGUGAAAUUUGAGAGGCUUUAGUCAAGUUUAUAUCAC